Molecule: messenger RNA, 7000 nt
Organism: Brassica rapa (field mustard)
Lineage: Eukaryota; Viridiplantae; Streptophyta; Magnoliopsida; Brassicales; Brassicaceae
Product: protein DELAY OF GERMINATION 1-like
Biological process (GO): DNA-templated transcription
Molecular function (GO): sequence-specific DNA binding
Source: RefSeq, a predicted model, not a curated record
CAACUUCGACCCUCUCUAUGGCUUAUAUCCUACUUUUAAUAUUGUAUUGAUUAGACAUUCUAAAAUCAAGUUUGCUCACCAAUUUGUUUCCAUAUUCAAAGAAUACAUUUAUUAUGCUAGCUAAAAUUCAUAAGUUAUUUCCGAGAUUUUCUUGUUUUUGAAACUUUGAUAUUUCCAAAAUUUUAUUGAAAGAGGAUUUGUUCCCAAUAGUUAUAAGAUAUUUUUUUUUAAAUAACUUGUUUAAGAAAUCAUAUACGAAAUCAUAACAAAAUAAUAUUUGACCAAAAAAUAAAAAUAAUAUAUGAGUUCCAAACAAAUAUUUCUACCAGAAAUUUGUAUUUAAAUUUUGAUAAGACAUCUUUUAUCGGAAACUAUAAGGUCUAUUAUGAAAAUAGUAAAAUGAAAAGGUCAAAUCUCUACUAAAUUUUGCUUGCCUCUUUAAAGAGGCAAAGUUGCCACAUGGAACCUUUGACAGCAUUCUGAAUAUCUGAUUCCUGAACUUUGCAUGUUUCUUCUGGCGUGUCUAUUAAAUUUAGAACUUAGAAGAAACAUAACGGGUUGUUUUAUCCUAACAUUUUAUUAUGAAUAAUCUUGUUUUCAGUGCCGUGCCUACCAUUCGAGGAGCCUAAAUCAAGAAUAACUCUUUACAAAAAUAAAAAUAAAAUAAUUAUAGAAAGGUUAAAAUAUUAGCAGAAAAAAAUUCAUUUUCUAUAAUUAUUUUUUUGAUUUUUGGUGUUUAAAAAUACUAUUAUAAGUAUUAAUUAUCAUAUUUUUUUUUGUUUUAUACUGAACUUUCAGAUUUUAAGUAUAUUUUGUAAAUUUCUCAAUCAUACUGUAACUCAUAUAAAUCAUAUAACUAUAUUUAUAAAAAUAUAAACUAAAUUUUAAAUUAAUGAGUUAAGAACAAAAUGCAGAAAAACAUAAGAAUGCAUACAACAAAAUCGAUAAAUGAAAUCUAAGAAUUUUUUUUGUAAAGAUUGUAAAAAAACAUAUAUUUAUAUGAAAUAUAUACAUGAACAUAAUCACUUCUAACAAUAUUUCAUAAAAUUUGUAGUUAUGCAUUCCAUAAAAACCUAAAUGAAUGUAUAUUUAGUAAAAAUGAGGUUCUAAAUUUUAAAUGGAAAAUGAAAACUAAAGGUAGUUGCCUUUUUCCAACAACGGUGAGCACGGUUCUGCUUGGUUUUGCUUUUGUUGUUUUCGGGUCAAUGUAAAUUUAUUUAUACUUUUCUUUCAGAAAUAGAGCGAGUGGCUUCUUUACUUAUACUAAUUUCAUCAGUUUUUCUGAAGGAGAAAUAUACAUCAAAUUUACUAAAAGUAAUGGCAAAUUAACUAUUUUGAAUAUUUUGAAACGCCAAGUUGUAUUCUCUUCUAGGCCUACACGUUUUGCAUGCAUGCAUGCGUUACUCAUUUUCUUUUCACCGAAAAGCACGUAUUAUCUUCCAACUUCCAAUACAAAUUGUCGUUAGUAAAACGUGUCCAAUGAACCCUUAUUCUUUUGGGGUCCAAGUUCAGUUUCACUUUUUGAGUUGUCAAAAAUUUACAGUUAUAUUUUCUUUUAUUCGCAUUUUAUAAUAUUUUCCAGUUUAAUUAUCAAGAACAGUUUAAUACUUUUAUAUUACACAAUACGUUUUUAGAGAUAAUGAUUAACCAGACUAAGAAAAAUGGUAAUGGUGCAUUAUCUUAAUUAGGAUUUAACUAUAUAUAACCCCCCACGAAAUGGAAUCAGAAAUACAAACACACCGAAAAAAAGUAACCAAUAAUAUUAUUAGUUUUAGACCAAAAAAUAAUAUUAUUACUUAUAUUAAAAAUGGAGAACAAAGGGAAGAACAUCGAACAAGCUCAAGCAAGUUGUUAUCAACAGUGGAUGAGUAUACAAUCCCAACGCGUCCCUGAGCUUAAACAAGCCUUAGCUCAACGGCGCACUCACGAAGGCACGGCCGACGCUGCCGCCGAUGAUAACAAGCUCCGUGAAUUAACACAAAACAUCAUUGGAGAUUUCAAAAAUUACGCUGGAAAAAGAGCUGAUUUAUCUCACCGAUGUAGCUCGAGCUAUUAUGCGCCGUCGUGGAACACUCCUUUAGAGAACGCUCUUAUUUGGAUGGGUGGUUGUAGACCUUCUUCUUUCUUUAGGCUCGUUUAUGCUUUGUGUGGGUCCCAAACCGAGAUUCGUGUUACUCAGUUUCUCCGUAACAUCGACGGCUACGAUUAUUCAGGUAGUGGUGGCGCAUCACUCAGCGAUCUAACGGCGGAGCAACUAGCAAAGAUCAACGUGUUGCAUGUAAAAAUCAUAGACGAAGAAGAGAAGAUGACAAAGAAAGUUUCGAGCCUGCAAGAAGACGCGGCGGAUAUCCCCAUCUCCACCGUGGCUUACGCAGAGGAGCACGUGGGAGAGCCUAACGCAAUGGUGGAUCAAGCUCUCGACAAGCAAGAAGAAGCUAUGGCCACUUUAUUGGCCGAGGCCGAUAAUCUGAGGGUAGAUACUUUGGCCAAAAUCAUAGAGAUUCUGACGCCAGUGCAAGCGGGGGAUUUUUUGAUGGCCGGAAAAAAGCUUCAUCUUUCAAUGCAUCACUGGGGAGCGUUAAGAGAUCGGCGCCGUUGUGAAUGCAUAAUUGACGCUGGAAACGAUGGCGGGGGAGAGGACGAGAAGUAGUCGUCUCUAUAGUAGAUAUGGUAUUAUAUUAUAGGUACGUACGUGUCAAAUAUGAGAUCGCAUAAUAACAAGAUUUCAUAAUCUUGCAAUUAUAAGGUUUCUUUUUUUUUUUUAACACAUGCAAUUAUAAGGUUUCAUGACAUAGUUUAGGGAUAUAUAAUCCUUAUAUGUUAGUUUUAUUUUCCCAAAACUUAUCUCAUCAUUGUGCAAUGCGUUUGGAUUAUAUUAAUAAUAGUUUUUUAAUAAUAUUUUUUUUUAGUUUUAGUUUUACAAUAUAUAUAUAUAUAUAUAUAUAUAUAUAUAUAUAUACUUAAUGGAAUUAGGUAAGGAUAUUUAUAAAUAAAUUAUUAUCUACUUAUUACUUCGUUGCAAACUACAAUAGUUUUUUACAGAAUAACAUUAUAAGCAGAUGUUUGCAGUAUGUAAUAAGACACAUGCAAAUUUCAAUAAUUAGAUGUUUGCAGUAUCACAAUACUAAAAGAAGAAUACUCUGAGUGUUUAGGGUAUCCACGUGUCAAAAUAAAUCAACCUAUCACGAGUUCACACUUCAUCAGAGUCUCCACGUCAACUAGCUGCCUUCUUUCUUUCUCUCACGCCUCCCCUGACAACCUGAACGUCGCAUGUUACGAAACUUCGGUCUUCUCCACCUUUCACUAUCUCCCUCCUCCAUAACUCCUCAAAUCCUUUUUUUUUAAUUCCUCUGUUAUGACUGCAGCACUAUAUAAUCCGAUGUCAACUUCUAGCUACGGCAAAUCUAAAUGUUUCUUCCUCUUUCUGUUAUUAUCCUUCAUCUUCUUUGCCUCAUCGCCUCCUUCUCAUCAAGUAAGGAGCUUCAGAUAUUUGACGCUCUACCUCUAUGGAACGGAUCAGAUUAGGAGAAGAAAGUUCUCUAAGAGCAAGGUCCUGCCUCAGAAACUUAACAGAUAGAUCUCUUAUUCUGAAGGGAAGCACAAACCAUUCACUGGAUGAAGUUUCACAAUUUGCAGAUCAAGUUUCUCUCUACUCCGAGUGCACCGAAUACUGGUAAAUAUAGUAUGUUAAACUCACGCCUGCCUAAGUUAUGAUAAUAAGUAUGAACAUCAUUUUCCAAUCUUUCCAGUUAUCAAAUCAAAAUGGAAACGUCGCUGAUAGCAGAAAAACAUGUUCACUGGGAUAAUGUGGUAAUUGAGAUUGAAGAAAAUUUCAUGAGAAUUAGUUACAUGCAGCAGUAGAUCUCUCACUCACCAGGAUUCUGAGCUUAUAAGGAGAAUACAAGUACCUAACUCAAAGAGAACUUUGAGAAAAUGUGGUUGUUGUUCCAUAUGGUGCUUCAAGAAGCCGACAUCGGAUUAGAUUUGAAUUGGCUGCAGCAUCAGGAGCCUUCAUAUAUUAUACUAUGAUGUUAAGUUCAUAUUUUUUACUUUUACGUAACUUUUUGAAGAAGCCUUUAACAUUUGUUUCGAAGCAGGAAUCUUCAAAGAUAACUUUCAAGAGUCAGUUGAAAUCACAAGAAAUUGGGACGAGAUAAAGACAUAGACAUGAUGAUGACUGACCUCGUGCAAGGGAGAAGAGCAGGGACAGAGAUGAUAAGAAAACAAAGGGACUUUCAAAUCCAGAAUACAUGAUGAUUGAACUAAAUCUCAGCCUCAAGCUUCAGGGAAGAGAGAGGGGGAGGGGACAAAAAAAGCUCUGGUGGGCAAUAAAUGCGUCAAGAAAAUCUUAUGGUUUCUUGGAAGAAUGAUUUUGUUUGUUGGGCAUUUGUAGUAUUCUCAGGGAAUCUUCUGGUUCCGGUCUUCUCUCCACCUCAAAUACAAAAGCAGUCAGCACAUGUUUGCAGCGUUAGGACGGAAAUCGGUGAAGAAGAUAGUAAAUGAAAGUUGUAACAAAUGAGUUAUGACGCGCUAAACUAACAGUAGGAAUAUUCGUAGCUGCAUUUCUUACGGUGUCAUCAACAAUGGUGAUAACGGCUGGAACUCUUAUCCUUUCAGGUCUCUGAUAAGCUGUAAAUACUCAUCAGUUGCUUAUGUGGAAGGAGAGAUGAGAGAAGCAAAGAAUUGAAGAGAAAGAGACGGUUUGACAGUUAUGGGAAGCGAUGGUAUAACUAUAAAUAAAGAGAUAAGAGUGAAAGAGAUCUUCAUCGAUCUAUUAUCUCAUAAGUUUUAAUUGAUAAAUCAUUUUCUGAGAAAGUGAUAUGUUGAGGAGAGAGUCACUUGAGAUAAAUUGUAUUAUGUGUUAUGGAUCAAUCGAGAGUUGGUUCGUAACAGUCUCUACUUAACAAAUUUUUUUUGUUUGUUUUGGAACUGGUUGUCGGCCAAAUCUGCAUUGUCCAAGGCUUACGAAUGGAAAAACUCUAAACACAAUAAACAAAUGUGCCUCUCCUAACAGUACUGGUGUUGCGAGUUCCAAAUGUCAAUACUCCUAUCUUUCACACAAAUAAGACUGAUUCGUCACUUCUGGCUACAAUUAUAUAUAUCCUAUGCAAACUUUGAACAAGGAUAGAAAUUAACGCCCUACAAACUUUCAGUUUUGAAUUAUUACCUAUACACUAUCUAGCCCUUGAGUAAUUUGCCAAUAAUGAUUUCAAGAAUUUUAAUCAUGUUUUUCUUCCUCCCAACAAGCUAGGCAUUUCGAAUCGUACUAUGACCAGUUUCACAAAUGCAUCACAUCCGUCUUCUCGAAGUGGACUUUUAUUCAAACGUCACCGUGCUAUCACAUACGAGUUCUUGGAGGUUUGUUUUCAAAAGUUUAACAUGUGUGUUAUAGGUUUCUACGCCGUUACUUUUCUGAUUUUAUGAUAAAGAGGUUUAAGACAGAAUUUUUACAUAAACUUUGGUUAUGAUCUGGUAUCUAUAUCUAUUUAUUUCAACUGUUUAUGCACCUCCCUACAGGGAAUCACCAACUGUUCCAAAACAAACAAACAAAAAUUAACUAUAUGAUUUCGCUACAUAUUUCUACCCAGAAAAAAAGUAAUAUCUUAAAACAUGAAAGGUUGUUAUUGCAAAAAUCAAACAGAUUUAUUAGUUUGAUUGGAUUUAUUGUUUUCAAAGUGUAACAUAUCUUAAUAUAGAAUAAAUACUUUAAAAAUACACUAGAUCAAGAUGAGAUGGUCAACAUUUACAAAAAAACAAGUGAAAAAAGAUGACUGAGAAACUAUAUUUUUGACAUGUCACCUCCUCUAUUAGUUUUUUACAAAAUGAUCCUUUAACCUUUUACUUAAACAAUUAUAACUGAAAAUAUUUUUUUUGUGAAAUAUAUUAUUUAUAUAAAUAUAAUUAUAUUUUUUUACGUAAUAGUUUGUAAAGAAAUAUUUAGUGUGAAAAAUAUCAUAAUUUUAUAAAAUACUAAAAUAAAUUGGGCUGGUUUUCAACUUUCACAAAUAAAAAAUAUUAUUUGUAAACUUAGAAAAGAAUAUAUCAAGAAUAUUCUUUUUAGGAGAGAAAAUAGAAAAAUACAUCGGAGACAAAUCCAUCUUUAUUAUGAAAUUCCUUUAUUUUAGAGAAAAAAAUAGAGGAAUACAUUGGAGAUGGUCUAAGGCAUGACCGACGUUGAGAUUUCAACUUUUCUGAUUCUUAAUAUUCUAAUGUUUCAAUAUAAUUUGAAUAUUCUCUUUGUUUUAUAAUAUAAUGGUUUAAAAGUAUUUUUUUUGUUUCACUAUAUAAAUUGUUUUUAUAUUUCAAUGUAACUUUAUAUUUAUUGGAUAUUGUUUGGCCAAUUAAAUUAUAUAAAUUACUGUGUAAUUGAUUAAAUUUAUAUAUUAAAUGACAGUUUUCUAAAGUAAUAACUUUUAAAUAUUACAGAUUUUAAUUAAAACUGAUUACAUUUUGAAACAGAUAAAGUAAUCUAUAAACUAACUCUAUAUAGAUAUAAGGACAAAAUUGUAAAGUGGUCUCAUAUUGAAUUUCUCUCAUUAUGUGCAUUCCUAAUUUUUUUUUCCUUAAAUGCAUUCAUAAUUGAAAGGAGAUAAUCAACAUCUAAUAUUAUAUUACUCUCAGUAUAUUAGAAAUGGUCGAACCGUAAACCAAUUAAGGAUGAUGUAAGAAAUACAUAAAGAUGUAUUUCCAGUUAUCACAAUAUAGAAUCAAUUGACAACAACUUAAUUAUGUCCAGCAUAGGACAACACAUAAGAGUUCCAUACCUUUUAAUAUUAUAAUAUCUCACUAUAUUAGUGGCUAAAUCCGUUUUUUUCUAGCGCAAAUACUCACUCAAUUCUUGGAGUUUAAGCUUUUCUAUCUGAUGAUAUUAGUAGUUUGAUCCAAAAAAAAAGAAACAGUCGAACUGUAUAUUGUAAUUGGAGAAAGAAAAGAAACAAAAAUCAACCAAAUACUUUUAAAGUAUAUAAAACAAAAAUUAGAAAUAGCAAUUCUCUGCAAU